AGUUUCCCCGCGCGCUGCCCGCCUGCUGUCGCUCGCCGGGGCAGGAAGCGGAGGAGGCUCCGGCUCGGCGGGGCGCGGAACGUUGCUCGUUCGGGUGUGCGCGGGAGGUGGCGCGGAUCGGUCUCCCCUGAGAAGGCAGGCGAGAAGCCCUCUUCACCCCACUUCCCGCCGGUGGGAGAGGGAGAGCUUUGGGGCUGCUCGGGCGGUGUGAGGGGAGCGGGGCCUCUGUGGUGCCUGCAGGUUGUAGCUCUGGAGGUCGGUCCCUGGGGACCUUAGUGAGCUCCUUCACUGCCCUCUCUCUGCUCCCUCAGUCUCCGUGAGAGUUUCGCAGCCCGGAGGUAAGGAGCUCACUUCCGAAGGUCAGUGUAGAGCACAGGGUGUCCUCGUUACUAAAACCAUCUGAGAGGCAACUUUUCCCUUAAAAAAGAGCGGUUUCUGAAGCCUUGGGAACGCAGCCGUGGUGAGACCGGGUCAUCCUAAACCCGGUUGUGCUGAUGUGCUAAAAUCUCUGGAAUUGGCUUUGGUUAAGGAGCCGGAGAAGGAGAAUCCUCUUCCAGACAGCAUUUCUAAGUGGGAGGGAAGAAAAGUUUAUCUGUGGCAAUGAUAGAUCCUUUAGAGAACAACUUGUUUGAUCUUCCUGAUUAUGAGAAUACAGAAGAUGAAACGUUCCCACCUCUUCCACCUCCUGCCUCUCCAGGAAGAGAUGAUGCUGAAUGGGCUCAAGCUAAUGGAGAACCAGAUGGAAACCAGCAGUCACAAGCAAAGGAUUCUGCUGUAGCUGCACAGAAAGCAGUCAAAAGACCAAUGCCUAAACUAGAUGCCCACAGGUUAAUUUCAGAAAGAGGACUUCCAGCCCUAAGACACAUGUUUGACAACGUAAAGUUCAAGGGUAAGGGGCACGAGGCAGAAGACCUGAAGACCCUCAUACAACAUAUGGAACAUUGGGCUCAUAGACUAUUUCCAAAAUUGCAAUUUGAGGAUUUUAUUGACAGAGUAGAGUCUUUGGGAAACAAAAAGGAAGUUCAGACCUGCCUAAAGCGGAUUAGACUUGAUCUUCCUAUUUUACAUGAAGACUUCGCAAGUAAUGAAGGUGGUGGAGGGGAAAGCAAUGGACUGGACACAGCGGCUGAAGAUGAACGUUCCUGCUCUGGAAAUGCAGAACAACUCAAUUCUCCGUUGGGCACAAUUCUCACAGAAGAGCAACAACAGCGAAUGAAGAAGAACAGGCAGCUGGCCUUGGAACGCAGGCAAGCGAAGAUGGAGUGUAACAGCCAGUCACAACACAAUGAGCUCUCCGCUCAUUAUUCGGAGGAGAAGUUUAAUACCCCAGUUGCUCAGGAUCCUGCUGACCUUAUCGAAGAUGCUCAGGUUACCCUAACCAAGGCUGCUCUUAGAGAAGAUGGAGAUACAGAAUUGGAAUCUGCCAGUGAAAAGCAGUAGCCGUUCCCUAUGCUCUGAAUGACUUUCUGACCAGAAACACUCCAAUGUUUUAAGUACUGUUGUUACAUUGAAAUGUUGCUGGCUCUUUGUGCUCUGACUCCAGAAGCCUCAUGCUCACUGUGACAUCUGUAUGGUUGGACAGAGCUCUUCUCUUGAAACUGCAGAUGAGCAACUCUGUACACGGGAAAACAGAACAAAGUUCUUCAUCUGCAUUUGAGACAUCUUUUCCACCUCCUCCAACAUUCCUGAGGACAUGUUAAUGAGUUUUGCAACUUACUUGGAAUUUUGUUUACAAUUGAUGUCACACUGAAUUCACUGGGAUAUUGGCAGGUGAAGUUUCUAUUAAAGCUGCUGUUUGGUUUUUUCUAAUACAGGGUAUAUAAAAUAACGCAUAGUGCUAUGUCUGAACAGCUGUCUUGGAUUUUUUUAACUUGCUUAUCAAGUACCUGUAUCUUGUUCUUAUAAAAUGGAAGCUAUUAAAUUUCAGAAGUCAAACCUGAACUUCUUGUACGAGGUGCUACAACUACAGGCCCUGCAACCUUCCUGGUGCUGGUCAGACAUCUCUUCACAGACAAGUAACUCCCCUUAGGGGAACAUGCUUUGUCAGUUCUCUUCCUUCGGCUCAUGCUGUUCUCUCUCCAGAAGCUCCAUUUCAUCCUCCCCUUACAGUCUCGUUUUUCCUUCUUGUACAACAGCUUUUCCCUUUUGUGGAAUGAACAAGCAUCACCGUAAUGGUAAAGCACACGGUAGGCUGCUGUUCAUAAAGGAAACUGAAUUUCUAGAAACUGAAUUAAGAGAAGAGCAGCACUUACAGCAGAUGAAGUAAGUUCAUGUCAACAGGUGUUACUUUAUACCUAGGGGACUUCAAUAAACAAAAUUGUGUAUUCUAGAUUAGUGUGAAGGAGUUUGCUUUUUUUAUCUUUGUAGCUAUGGGUGUAGUAGAAGACAGCCAACAGCUGUAGGAAAUACUGAGGUUUUAAGAAAUUUAUGGACAAGGGAAAGUAACUUUUUGAAUGACAGUUAAAAGAAUUCACCAUGCUGUCUUUAGUCUGGAAGAUAAGAUUUAUCAUGUAUAAAAUCUUUUAAAAACUCAUACAUGUUCAUAAUCAUAAAAAUAAUUCUUUUUUUUAAAAUAGACAUUUAGUUUUUUAAUAAAAGGACUCUUGAACAUUUAAAUAGACUUUUUUUUAAAAACACACCCCAAUGUAAUGAUACAAAGUGAACAGGAGCAGAAUGUCAGCCAGCAGACGUUGCUAGUUGUAGUUCAAGUUCUAAUGUCAGCUGAAACAUCUAACAGUGCCAAAUCCCUGAUCUCCUCCAGCAGCUGGUACAAACUCGCUCCCUUGGUCUGGCAGUACUCCUGAUAGUCUUCAUCAAUUACAUCAACUCUUGCUUUUUCUUGGGCACGCUGGGCUGCUUCUGCAGACUGACUGACUUGUUUUACUAAGUCGGAUUUCACCACGUGAAAAUUCUUCUGGGAAACCUCCGUGUCUGAAGUCUGGUACGGUGCAUUCCUGGUUAUUUCAAGCUUGAUGGUGUCGGCAUGGCAGCGGGAAGUCUGCACGAGGAUUUUCACCUUAAAAGCGAUAUAAAAGUUACUUAAUUUCUGAUGGUGCUAUUUCCUUUUACUUCCUUCAGAUUAAAUACUCACUGUAAUAUGAUCGAAAA
This is a messenger RNA of Grus americana (Whooping crane), 3108 nucleotides long. RefSeq names its product TIMELESS interacting protein (gene TIPIN). Gene Ontology annotation, cellular component: replication fork protection complex; nucleus. Lineage: Eukaryota; Metazoa; Chordata; Aves; Gruiformes; Gruidae. The transcript has 8 exons. Gene Ontology annotation, biological process: replication fork arrest; DNA damage response; DNA replication checkpoint signaling. Gene Ontology annotation, molecular function: DNA binding. The coding region runs from base 601 to 1440 and encodes 279 amino acids. The record is from RefSeq and is a predicted model, not a curated record.